Messenger RNA from Cyphellophora europaea CBS 101466, 1602 nucleotides. RefSeq lists its product as uncharacterized. The record is from RefSeq and is a predicted model, not a curated record. NCBI's taxonomy places the organism in Eukaryota, Fungi, Ascomycota, Eurotiomycetes, Chaetothyriales, Cyphellophoraceae. The transcript is spliced from 2 exons. The coding region runs from base 1 to 1602 and encodes 533 amino acids.
AUGGGCCAGCGACAUCUGGGAUCCGUCUUGACACUUGUGGCCGUGGCGUUGGCGGGUAACCCAAUACCCUUGUCUAUAAGCUCACCAAGCAACGCCAGCGAGCCUAUCCGCGAAUCAUUUGUCUCGUUUUCCAUCGAGUUUUCUUCUUUUCCUGACUUCGCUGGAAACUCGUCGACACCGAACAACUUCUCGUAUAACCUCUUGACGAAUCUAGGCGCUAUACAGGGCUCCAAUCCGAUCAUCAGAGUCGGAGGGAACACGCAAGACUAUGCAACUUAUGAUGCGAAUCAGGAGGAAGCCCUCGUCGGGACCGUCAACGUGAAUCGCUCAAGAGACUACCCGACCACCAUCAGCAUCGGACCGUCGUACUUCGAUAGUUACAAUACCUGGCCAGGGUUUCAGUACCUGCACGGCUUCAACUUGGGAAAGAACGGGUCCGCUGGCUACGACACCUUGGUUGGCACUGUUCCCCUAGUCUGCAAGGUUCUCACCAGCGACAAGCUCGCAUUCUUCACGCUCGGAAAUGAGCCAGACCUAUUCAAGACCUCUGCACAAGGGCCUGUGCGCCCUGCGGGGUGGGACGAGUCUGACUACGUAGCUGAAUAUCUAAACAAAACCCGGACUAUGCGCCAAAUCGUUGAGCGAGACUGCCCUGCCGUUAUCGAGCAAGGCAAAUUCCGCUUCUAUAGCCCAUCUUUUGCUGGCACUUCCAACAGCUUGAACAUUAUCAAGACCUUCAGCUCUGGGCUUGACACCGACCAGGAGAUCGCUUUUAUUGACAGUCAUAACUACAUUGGUGGUGCAACGCAACCGGGUGUGACGCUCCAGCACACACUGAUGAACCACACGAGCACAGUCCUGAGUGUCAACAAGCACUUGAACGAGACCACACUGCUUCGAGAUACCGGACUGCCUUACUUGCUCGGGGAGACGAACAGCCUUUACAAGCUGACCAAACCAUCUGACAGCCAAGGCGCCCCUGCCCUCUCUAACAGUUUUGGUGCUGCCCUUUGGGGCGUGGAUUUCAAUCUCUACUGCGCGGCUACAGGCAUUGCAAGAGUGCAUAUGCACCAAGGAACCAAUUAUCGCUAUGCAUCGUGGCAACCGAUGAGCACGCCGAACGAGACCAUAGGCACGAAAGCACCCUACUAUGGCAACAUUGCUGUCGCCAGCUUCCUUGGGGAUUUGACAUCCGGCAAUACAUCAGUCGCGAACAUCGAUCUUGACAGUAUCUACAAUGCCGCCUACGCGGCGUACGUGAAUGAUAGGCUGGAGAGGAUUGCGCUCAUCCAGAUGCAGGCCUACAACUAUACCGAGUCUAGAAGCAAUGAUGAGAGGCCGAGCGAGGCCUUCAGCUUCACGUUGCCAAGUGAUUACGGUGUCAAGGAGGUGAGCGUCCAGAGGCUUAUGGCGAACGGGAGCAAUGCGAUCACUGGUAUCACGUACGAUGGCGUGAGCUACAACUAUGAGCUCGACGAGGGUCUGCCUGUCCCGCAGGACAAUGCCACAACAGGAGAGAUACUGAAGGUUAGUGAAGAAGGUGUCGUUGAAGUGGAGGUGCCCUGGAGCAGUGCCGCAGUGCUGCAACUGAAAUGGGACUGA